Molecule: messenger RNA, 6628 nt
Organism: Daphnia pulicaria
Lineage: Eukaryota; Metazoa; Arthropoda; Branchiopoda; Diplostraca; Daphniidae
Exons: 15
Coding region: 129-3206 (1025 amino acids)
Biological process (GO): regulation of transcription by RNA polymerase II
Cellular component (GO): nucleus
Molecular function (GO): DNA-binding transcription factor activity, RNA polymerase II-specific
Source: RefSeq, a predicted model, not a curated record
UGGAUGCGGCAAGAAUCUUUUCUCAUCCUGUCUCCUGUGAUUCCGUCGCAAGUAAAGAGGCUUGCUUGAACUGAAAGCUUGUUCGAAUUUUUUCACCUUUUAGGAAAAGUAAGGUAAAAGAAAUCAGAAUGAUAACUACGGUUAAACGGGAGCUGAAGAGCAGAGAUUGCAAUGCGGCAUAUACUCUUGGGAACACACGAAUUCGAAACGUUCUCGAGGAUUUCUGUUUUGAAGGGAAUAUUAGCGAUGUGAAUGAAGUGACUAAGGUUCUCUUAUUGGGUUGUGGUGAUCUAAGAAAUACCUUUCAAGCAACAACUUCCAAGAAUCCUACAAAUCUAGAAAUUCAUCUCAAUGAUUUUCAUCCUAUCGUCUUGGCUCAAAAUAUCAUAAUUUUGAAAAUUGUGUCAGCAAGUGAUUUCAAUCCCGAUAAUGAUGAAGAUUUUGGUUUUCUGUGGGAUGUGUGGUACAAUAUGGAUUGGACAGAAAAAACCAGGAAGAGGUUCCUUUCUAUUGUUAAGGAGUUAACAAAUGAGAAGUUACCAGAUAAUGUCUCAAUUCCAAACAAUAGUCAUCUUGAAAAAUUGAAGAAAUUGUGGAGUAACUGGCAUUUUGUUUCCUCUAAAAACAAACCCGAUUCUGAAUCACUCUUGAGAAAAGUCUGGGGACAAAGGAAUCAAAGCUUGUUGGACUUAUGGGAUAUCAUUUAUCCAGGACAUUUACAAGAUGAAGCACAACUAAACAAUGCUGAUUUCUUCACUGUCUCAUUAAAUGAACUGGCUAAGCAGUUUCUACAUCGUGAAUAUUUCAUUGGAUUGGCUCCUUGUGUUAAAAAGAAGAUUAACAAAGAAGUACUCGAAUGCUACAGAAACGGCAGCAGCCGCCGCCGUCAAAAUAACGACCAACCAGUGUGCGUCAACCCAACUAUGCUGAACCCCAAGACCCAUGAUUGGGAUUUCUUCUGCUUAACUCCGUUUGAAGGUUAUCUGCCGAUGGCAAAAGGAGAGCUGAUAACUUCAGUUGAAGAAAUCAUGACCCAUUCCUGCUCCGAAAAACUCAAAAGAUUGGUGUCUUCCUAUCGCAGCCGGAUUCCAACAGUCAAAAUCGUUUUUCACUUAGAAGAAGCCAUAAAACAUUGCUACUCAGACGCAAACAAGUUCGACGUCAUCGACUGCUCUGAUUUCUCGGAACAUGUUGGGUUAGCCAAUUUAGUUGUUGCAUGCUGCCAAAAGUUGUCGGAUAACCCGAAUGCAAUUGUUUAUACCGAAAUAAUGACUGACCGUCAUCAUUCGGCCAACACAAUCGUUGAGACAUCCCUUUGCGCUCCAUUGAGUAUGAUUCCGACUAUUUACGGGUUGAGAUUGGCUGACCAUGUUGAAUUAAGGGAUUCUGCUAUAGAUUACUUGCGUUGCAAUACCCUUCAGGGUGAACGCCCAGUGAUUCUCUGCUGGCAGAAAGUCCCACCAUUUCAGAACAUUAAAUUGGUCCCUUCUCCCGAUUUAAAUCGAUGUCUAAUAACAAAGCUGGCCAAACUCUGUCAUCUGACAUCAUUUUCAAAACCAGCCCCUCCAACAAGCAGUGCUGGAAGUGAAAUCUACUAUACUCCCCUAACAUUCAACUAUAUUUUGGACUCGAUGAAUCGGCGACUGGGACAUGAUUGUUGGGUACCAGACCUACUUGACAUCGCUCCACAAUUCAUUCUGGCAAGAAAAACAUUGGAGAAUUGGAAGAAUGGGAAGAAAAUGAUGAAAUUGUCAGCUGUUAUUCAGUCCAUAGUGAAGUCUAAUGAAGAACCUGCCCCUCUACUUCGGCUAGUUUUUGUCCGGAAAGCUUCUUUUGAUCUUAGUCGUGACUUAUCCGGACCCGAUGUUCACUUUAUCGACAAUUUUGAACUUGAAUUCAAUCCUACUUCAAAAGGAAUAGAAUUGGAGACUGUGUCGUUUUUAUUGGCUUGUGAUCAUGGUUUUUUCGAUGAAACGUACGCUGCGAUUGUUGUCAAUGCUUUCAACGGAAUGCCACUACUUUUCUUGGAACCUUUUAAAUCAAUGCGGGUAGAGGAAUAUCUUGUACCUUACCCGAUUGAUCAAAGCAAAUCUCAACUUCCGCUGGAUCCUAAAAAUAAAAUGUACAUGAAGGUCGAAAGUUGUAUCGAGUCAGAAGAACAGUACACCCUUAGGAUUGCCAUUGAAUGUAGUGGAAAUGUUUCAGGAUUGAAGAUAUCUACUAACGAGCAGGCCCCCUGCGAAUCCUGCCAUGACGUCACCGUUUCAUUGACUCAACCCAGCAAAAUCCAACCAUUGUCAUUAACAUUUCCAUUUCCGAUCCUUGCGAAAAAUGUUCAAGCGACGCUCCAUCGAAAAAAUCGACAUGUCGAUUUGUUGUUGAAAAAAUCCCUGCUGGAACCUUGGCCAUGCGAGUUUCACACUAAAAAGUCUAAAUGGAUAAUAGACGAUUUAGUGCCCUGGGAAAACGUACCACUCAGACUCACCGCUGAAAAUGGAUUCAACACUUUGGAACACCAUCUGACCAGUCAACUGAUAUCAAAAAAUAUCAAUUCAGACCAUUUUCUUUAUUCAAAGUGUUCUGCUUUGGAUAAAUUGCGUAUCAAGCUUGGAGUAUUGAUGAACAGUGUUGCUGAGUUUGUCAGUUACGGUCGAAAUGACGAUCGGUACCUGCUGAAACUUCAUCUGCCCCUUCUUACAUCCCCAACGGGAACCCCAAUUUUGCUGAUAACGGCUGUUGAUGAUAUCCUUACGCGAAAACUUGAACAGGACUUUACGACAAACCGAACUGUUCUCAAAGAAGGAAUGGAUCACUUAAAGAUUUACAUGAAAGUUUUUCCACUUAACACACUCAAACCGAAGGACAAGUUGGUUGUGAAUGCCGAGACAGAAGAAGAAUUUCAAUUGUUUCGUUUUCUCCUGCGUUUGAACUCAACUAGAAUCGAGCCCAGUAAAUGGCAGAAGGAGAAUAUUCCUCUAGGAGGUAGCAGUCCUUGGCUUGCUACUUUCAUUUCUCCUCUCUACCAGGAUUCCGUAUCGACGGAAAGCAUUGAGGAUGAACUAGCUAACGAGAAAUGCUGUGCCGUUUGUAAGAAAAUCCCCGAGAAGUUGAAGCGUUGCAGUCGUUGCCGUUCUACUGUUUACUGCAGCGUCGAGUGUCAACAGUCUCAUUGGCCAACUCACAAGCUCAUCUGCCAGAAAUUGUAAUUUGGUCGAAACUUAAUGCAGCUUAAUCCAAACGCGUUGUGCCUCGAACUUGCAGUGAGAAUAAUAACCUACACCAUUCCUUAACCAGCAUUUGCUACAAGUUUUUUUGUAUUAAAAGCCAGCGCCUUCUACUAAUCGCAUCACACUUGAAUCUUCUAGAGCCCAGUCGAAUAAUUCCAAAAGAUGUCUCGCAUUAACAUGUUGAUGCUAUUGGUGGCCGUUGCCGUGGCCUUGACUUACCCUCAAGAAGCCGCCGAUCCUGCCCCAGCUGUUCCAGUUGCGGAUGGUUUAACAGCUGACCUCCGUCAUCACCACGGCCACAUCAGCGGCGGAUAUGGGGCCGGAUACAACCAAGGAUACGGCGGAUAUAAUCAAGGAUACGGUGGAUACAACCAGCAGGGAUAUGGCGGAUACAACCAGGGAUAUGGAAACGACACUGUCAAUCGAUGUUCAUUGACCCCUCGGAAUGUAGAAAUUUAGAGCACCAGGUGUUGGGAAGUUGGACUCGCCCGGCCAUAUAAAACGGCUGAUUUGAAUAUCGCAUGAUGACUUUACUGUUUUCAUCAGCAGAGACGAUAUCUUCUUUGGUGACACGAUUAACCUCUCGUUGUCUUCUGUACGAAUCAUGAAUCGCAAUCGCAAUUUGCUGAAUUUCACAGGCGUGCUGAUCGUGAUGGUCUUUAUCAACUUUGCCACUGGCGCUACUAAUAAUCUAAACAAACAACGAUUUGCGACCCAACUAGGAUCUGCCGUUUCCGGCAAUGUGCAGAAUUCUGCGGAUCGAGGCCAACAGCGGUCACCACCAGCGUUUCAGCCAGUUGUAGCUGAAACGAGUAUACCUCUGACUACUCGCGGUCCAGUUCCGCCUCGUCCUCCUCCCGGUUCAAUCCCCAAUCUCCCACCCAUAGCUGAAACACCUCGACCAACUUAUCUUCUAACAACUUCACAAAAACCAACACCGGGCAUUAACUACCCCCCAACAAAUCCAGUGAUUCCAGCGGCUCCAGCGAGUGAACCAGAAACUUCGACUGACGUGCUUUAAUGUUGUAAUUCUGUUAGCUCAGUACCUUUUGUAAAGACUUUUUAGCUUUUACUUCUUUUCGCAAGGUGUACUAGUCACCCACAGUUAUUGUGAAGGGAAAACAAGCAGGUCUGGUUGUUGAUGGGGUUGGUUAAUUUAUUUUUUUAAGGUGGUGGACCUUUAUCCUAACUUGUUGAAAGGGGGAAUGGGUGACUGUCGGUGACUGUUCGUUUUGUCCUAUGGAUCCUGAAUUUGUAAGUGAAUAAUUUCUUGUUUAAAAAACAGGGCUUUUUAAUAUUGGAAUUACUAGCGACGUAAAGGGUUUUGUCGAUGACGUAAACGCGGAGAUUUGGAAUCCAGCUGGGUCCCCCAAUCCACAAUGGAAUAAAGAUACAAGUGUAAUCCGUUUCUUCUUGAUAAACCUAAUUUCUUUUUGUGUCAAGUUCCGUUUUGAGGUUGGGUUAAUAUUUUCUUAUUGCAGCACUUAUUGAUGGAUUCAAAGAUAAUCUCAUUUAGCCCCUGACUGUGAAGCAUUUCGCAACGUUUCCAUAAUGUUUGGAAUACUUAUGUCAGUUCGAUUUAGUUGAGGCUCUGGUUACAGUAGUUACGUCGAUAGCUACGCCGGUCGUGUGAGUUUGUUGGAUGUGACUAGUAAACAUUCCGGCCAUUGCUGCUAUCGCCCAAUUCCGUCGCCAGUCAACUCCGCCUUGAAGUGAGCGGGACUGUAAUUCAAACUGCAGGGAUGUACGGUUCUUCUUAUCCGCUUGGUUGAUGUUGGAUGUGGCUAUGGGAAAUGAUUUUAAUUCCUGAAUCAUCAUUCAGAGCGGAAUGCUUUAACUGAGUAUCAACAUGAUAGCGCGCAUAAUUCUAUAUGCACUCAUUUACUUGGGUCUCGUACUGAACCUUAUUACUUUAUUUUUGAUAUUAUGUCGCCCACUGGAUUGUCUUAUUUCGUCUUUUCUAACAUUUGGAGGUUGUUAGUAAGCGGAAUUUUUUUUUCGUAGUUUAAUAUCCUAAAUGAUGAUUAGAUUGGGAUUUAAAUAUUUACAAGCAUUGGAUCAAGUAUCUUUUGGCGAUGACUCACUUAAUCACGGAAUGGGCAUUGAUGAGUCACGUAGCAGGUUGCAUAUCGGGAAUGAGUUCAUAAGAAUUGGCAGCAUUGACACUCGGGUUCCAAUUUUUUAUGAUAUUCUGUGUCAAAGCACGUAAACUGGACGUGACAAACCAAUCGAUUCAACUCUCUUCCGGGGUUUUGUUGCGUUUUUAUUUCUCAUUUUAACUUUAAAUUUGACACGUUCGACCACCUGCCUUAAAUUUGCACUUAUUGCCAUCAGCCACGUCAGCAGCAACAAGUGGCUGAAAUGAAAUGCAUCCAGGGAUUCAAAUUUCUGGCUUUAACUCCCAGGGUAUAAAAACGGAUUGCAAUCAUUGCAUUUUCGUGGCAAUCGCUUCUGAUCGCUGCACGUUGACUGGAGUCUUUCACCAUGAUAUCGCAGAAGAUGUGGGUGGUCAUUUUGGCAGUCGUUUUCUCCGACGCUUUUGCCGCACCGAUGGCGGUGACAACGGUGAAGCCGCAAACGACUCCCGCUAACCCAGGACUAGAAGUCCAGGAACUGAUUAUCUUGCGUGAUUACUACAAAAACAAACCGGCGGAUUCAGAGAACUCAAAAAAGGAAAAAGCUCAGAAAUUGAAGGAGUAUGAAGACAGACUUGCACCCAAACAGGCCAAUUUGUAUAAUCUAGCGUACGCUGCUUAUCUCUUAAAUCCGAAAUAUGAUAUUAGCCUGUAUUCGACUGACCCGUUUUCAAAAGAGAAUGCAACCGGUGAAUUUCCUGCCAUCCAAAAAUACAAAGACAAAAUUAAUUAUUACCAAGACAAGUGUCCAUUCCAGUUUAAGGGGAAUUAUUUGCUGGCUAGAGAUAUGGGUAUGGACGUCGAGUUCAAACAAGAUGGCUCUCCCUACGGUACUCCCGUAUUUGGGCAAGAAGGAAAGGCUCAAGCCUUUUACAACGAUCUUUGGGCGAAGCGAAAUUUGCCGUACACGAUGGACGAGUACCCAAUCUUGCGUGAUCAUUGGCAAAAACUGUUGAACCAACGUAUAGAGCUGGACAAAACUAGGAAACCGAGCCAAGCCGAGCUUUUGGCGUACGACAAAUAUCUCAAAGGCCCAGAGCCAAAAGGGGGUUUCACUUUGCCAUUCUGGAUCCCCCCCACGCCUCCGCCAAAGAAAUGGGUUUCGGUGGAAUAUUUUUGCGGAGGUGGCAAGGGAGGUGGAAAUUGGUGCACGAAAUGGGUGUGGCAAUGAAGUUGAACCAUCGACUGUCUUAUUCUGAAUUCCUCUCCGGUGCAACCUCUGCCUGGCUGUUUCGAUCUUGUUUGCUUUGAACUUUGCUUGUGUGU